UUGUUGAGGGUGCGGCGGAGCAUAGGAGACGAACGGAGCCACGAGGGCCCGUGGGAAGAGCUGAAGAAGAGGGAGCUCGGGCCGGGCGACUGCCAGAAGUUGUUGCCCAGUCCCGGUGAGGGGGCGGACAUCGGGCCCGGAUGCUCGCGAGGACGAGACGUCGGAAACGCUGCCACAUUGGAAGGGAAAAUAUUGACGGCCGUCAACAAGUUCCUUACAACGUCCCCUUUGGUUAACAAGGUCAAGUUGUUGAUGACGAGACAGAGCAGCGGUGAUGCGGGAGAUGGCGCGGAGGGGAAGGAGGACACCGGCUCGGACUGUCCCCCACGGACACCGACGUCAACGACGAUGACGGCAUCAUCGGUGCCGCAGUCGAUCGUUCCGGGGUCGCCAAAUUCAAUGGUAUGUCCCGCCACCGAUGUCUCGAUAGAUCUACAACAGCGACGACGACGGCAACAGGAAUCACAAGACUUAUCUUUGACGCAGACGACAGUCACCGCGCCCUCGUCGUCCAUCAACGACAAACCCCUCCUCUCUACGAACAUCCUGUCUCUGCCGGCUUCGCCAAAGCGAUCAUCGGCGAGCAACGUUUCGUCCAGCAAAACGCCUAUAUCGAAAUCGCAGAUGAAGGAAUUCCGAGAGGCCUUCAGGCUGUUUGACAAGGACGGCGACGGAACUAUUACGAAAGAAGAACUCGGCAGGGUUAUGCGUUCCCUAGGACAAUUUGCGAGAGCGGAAGAAUUGAGUACCAUGCUGCAGGAAAUCGACAUUGAUGGUGACGGAAAUGUCAGCUUCGAAGAAUUUGUCGAAAUUGUGAGUAACAUCGGAGCAAACACAGCUGCUCCCUCGGAUCAGGAUCAAGAAGAGCAAGAAUUGCGAGAUGCCUUUCGGGUAUUCGAUAAACAUAAUCGUGGAUAUAUCACUGCGUCGGAUCUUAGAGCAGUAUUGCAAUGUUUGGGAGAAGAUCUUUCGGAGGAAGAAAUUGAAGAUAUGAUUAAGGAAGUGGAUGUAGAUGGGGAUGGUAGAAUUGAUUUCUACGAAUUCGUUCAUGCUCUUGGCGAGCCGGGAAUCGACGAAGACGAAGAAGACGAUGAAGAAGAUCUGCAAUCUCCGCUGUUCUAAGAUCACGUUUAUCCUAAUCUCUUUGUUAGAUAAGCCAGAUCAGGCAAAAACGAUGCGCAAUCUCUCGACUUGCACGAAAUAUCCUUCUCUCACGUUUGCAAUUCGAAUCGCGUGCGAUUGCGCCUCACAAACGAAACGAGGCUCAACUUUGACUAUACGAACCCGUUUACGUUUUAUUAGUUCUCACCCUUCUCCAAUUUCGAAUUAAAUUUUAACGCUGGAACGCGAAAGUAUCGCUAAACGCAUUGUGAAUAGGUAAAAUAUCUGCACUGAGCUACAUUAUCUGCAAAUGAUCGCGAAUACAGCACAAAUUUGCAUUUUCGAUGUAUAUUAAAUAACUGAGCUUCCUUCGAGCGAGGGAUUCUUGAUAAAUCACGAGUACCAUAACUCAAUGGCUCGUGAAACUUUAUUUGAUUACUAGUUAUUAUAAGCCGCCUGCUGAUAAAUGAGCGCAAUAUGAAUAUUGUAAAUUAUAAUCUCAAAAAUUAUAAUGAAUGAGAUGAAUUUAAAAAAUGCGACAUAUUAUUUAAAGAGAUUAAAGGAUUUAUUUGAGAGAGAAUACAGAUUAAUUUAAAAAUAUUAAAGCAAAUAAAAUUUUAAAUUGCAACGUAAAUUCAACGAAUGAAUACAGAAAUAAAAUAUGAGAUUACGAAAAGCGCUUCUUGGCACGUUUAACGAGUCGCUGAUAACUACCGCAUAAUUAUGAGACAGGUGGUAACGAAUCUCUCAGGGAGAUUUUGCCACGCUGGACAACGAUAAGCGUUUUUGGCGACGUGCCAUAAAUUUGUUAAAACGAUGGAUAAAUCAUCAGCGGUCGGCUAUGGUGACUUUCAUCUCGCGAAACGGAAGUUGCUCGGAAAGUGCGGCUGGUGUCAUCCCAAUGAAUGAGCUGUGAGAGUAUCAGAUAAUCUCUCGCGACACGAAAAGCGAGCAUUAAGUACGAGAAAUGUUAACCUAGUUGAGAUAAAUUAUUCAUUUCGCACGUAUUUUCGAUCCCUGCUUCGAUAUCAAAGGCAGCACCGUUUCUCGCCGCCUCUAUCUUUUUCCAAGUCUCUCGACGCCGCACUCGGCGAUUCUUUAAGAUAUAAAAUCGACUAGAUCGUAAUGAAUUCCGUCUCGUAUGUGGACUUUCUCUCGAUUUUACUCUCGCGUCUAACAUUAGAUAAUGUUAUAUUCCAUUUAAAAUAAUCUUAAGAGAGGGAGAAAACGCACCGCACAUUCUCAACAGAUCGCGCCGAUGCAUGCGUCGCGAUAACGCGAUCCCCGAGCGAGGGGAAAGAGGAGGCCGAAAGAUCGCGUUUCUCGAUCAAUCCCGCUGAUUUGCAUAAUCGUAUCAAAUCGAUGGACCUUCCACGAUCCCUCUUGGAAAUGAUCGCCCGAGAUCAUCGGCGUCCAAAAGCCGGACAGGCGAGCGAAUCUUAUGUCGAUCUUCGCUCGCUUUACUUUCUUCGGGCCUCGUAUUAUGUACCUUAAACGACUAUAUCACUGUUACGCCAAUAACAAAGCCGCACGCUGUUUAAAAUAUUUUAAAGGAUUUAAUAAAUCGCUAAA
Molecule: messenger RNA, 2673 nt
Organism: Camponotus floridanus (Florida carpenter ant)
Lineage: Eukaryota; Metazoa; Arthropoda; Insecta; Hymenoptera; Formicidae
Product: calmodulin
Exons: 7
Coding region: 253-1122 (289 amino acids)
Molecular function (GO): calcium ion binding; enzyme regulator activity
Source: RefSeq, a predicted model, not a curated record